Molecule: messenger RNA, 1422 nt
Organism: Saccharomyces paradoxus
Lineage: Eukaryota; Fungi; Ascomycota; Saccharomycetes; Saccharomycetales; Saccharomycetaceae
Gene: MCH2
Product: Mch2p
Exons: 1
Coding region: 1-1422 (473 amino acids)
Biological process (GO): transmembrane transport
Molecular function (GO): transmembrane transporter activity
Source: RefSeq, a predicted model, not a curated record
AUGUCCGAAGAACAAAAUGGGGAUCGUCACAACGAUAUCGAAACUAAAUUGGAUUUAAUCGGUAAAGACGAUAUUGACGGGAAUAUUUCAACUUCUAUUGACGUGCCUGAUGGAGGAUAUGGAUGGUUUAUUCUUCUGGCUUUUAUUCUGUACAACUUUUCUACUUGGGGGGCAAACUCUGGUUAUGCUAUUUAUUUAGCACAUUACUUAGAAGAUAAUACUUUUGCUGGUGGUGGUAAAUUAGACUAUGCUUCUAUAGGUGGGCUAGCAUUCAGUUGUGGGCUUUUUUUUGCCCCAGUUAUAACAUGGCUUUAUCAUAUAUUUCCGAUUCAACUCAUUAUAGGCUUAGGAAUACUGUUCCAAGGAGCGGCGCUUCUUCUAGCAGCCUUUUCUGUGACGCUGUGGGAAAUAUAUCUCACACAAGGUGUUUUGAUCGCAUUUGGUUUAGCAUUUAUUUUUAUACCCAGUGUCACACUCAUCCCGCUAUGGUUCAGAAACAAAAGAGCUUUAGCCUCUGGCAUAGGAACUGCCGGAAGUGGGUUGGGCGGCAUUGUCUUUAACUUAGGAAUGCAAAGUAUUCUAGAAAAGAGGGGUGUUAAAUGGGCGCUCAUUGCCCAGUGUAUAAUAUGCACAUCACUGAGUACUAUCGCGCUUAUGUUGACCAGAACGAGACAUCAAGGUUUAUGUCAGCAUAAAAAAUCUUACAAGUUUGAAUUGCUAGAUCACGAUGUGCUUUCAAACUUUGCGGUCUGGCUACUUUUUGGAUUUGUAUCAUUUGCUAUGUUAGGAUAUGUUGUCCUUUUGUAUUCCUUGUCUGAUUUUACCGUUAGUUUAGGUUAUACCAGCAAGCAAGGCUCAUACGUAUCAUGUAUGGUGAGCGUCGGAUCUUUGAUAGGACGACCAAUAGUGGGCCAUAUUGCUGAUAAAUAUGGACCACUAACGGUUGGUAUGAUAUUGCACCUUGUCAUGGCUAUCCUUUGUUGGGCCAUGUGGAUACCUUGUAGGAAUUUGGCUACUGCGAUAGCUUUUGGGUUAUUGGUUGGUUCUAUUAUGGGAACGAUUUGGCCAACAAUUGCCUCAAUUAUUGCACGCAUUGUUGGUCUUCAGAAGCUUGCAGCUGCUUUUGGCAUUACCUGGAUUUUUAUUGCAGCUUUUGCCUUGGUUGCUCCCAUAAUUGGUCUGGAACUUCGUGCAGUCAAUACGAAUGGAAACGAUUAUUAUCGUACAGCAAUAUUCGUGGGUUUUGCAUACUUCGGUGCUAGUCUGUGCCAGUGGCUAUUGAGAGCAUUUAUAAUAGCUCGGGAUGAGAUUGCUGUGCGUGGGGGUUAUUCAGCUGACCAAAAUGAAUUACACUUAAACGUUAAGAUGACACAAAUGAGUAAAUGUCUUUUUCGUUACAAGCAAUUACCUAGGAAAGUUUAA